Messenger RNA from Cinclus cinclus, 3267 nucleotides. It is a transcript of the gene LIFR, whose product is annotated as LIF receptor subunit alpha. Gene Ontology annotation, cellular component: membrane; external side of plasma membrane. NCBI's taxonomy places the organism in Eukaryota, Metazoa, Chordata, Aves, Passeriformes, Cinclidae. Bases 1 to 3267 code for a protein of 1088 amino acids. The record is from RefSeq and is a predicted model, not a curated record. Gene Ontology annotation, biological process: cytokine-mediated signaling pathway. The transcript is spliced from 19 exons. Gene Ontology annotation, molecular function: protein binding; cytokine receptor activity.
AUGUGGAAGAACUCAAGCCUCCGCUGCCUUUUAGCACUAGCUAUUUUAUGCUUAAGGAGCUUAAUGUAUAGCCAAGAGAUAGGUUCUCUAGGGGACCCCCAAAAUUUGAAAUGUGUAACGCACAAUUUGCACAAAAUGCUCUGUACGUGGGAUGUCUCUUCUAGAGGAAGGCAAGGACAAAUUGAUUUUUGCUACACUACCAAUGACCUUACACCUCAAGUGUGUUUUAAAACUAAGGAGAGGAGGGUUGAGAUUCCAAUCCCAGAGAGCUCCAUCACAGUGACAAUCAAAAGCUCUGGAACUGCUUUUACUACCAAUGAGUUUGUAAUUCAUCAGAAAGACAUCUCAUUUGUUCCCAUCACUCCACACAUUAUUAGUUUAAUGCCUGAUUUUCCAACUUCCACAUUAAAUCUGAAGUGGAGUGAUAAUGGAUCAGUUUUCCCAUAUGGAUUGGAUGCCCUUUGGCAGAUUCAGAUACUUCGGAAAGAACCAAUGGAAGUAGUCACACAAGUUACUUACUUCUCAAAACUGAUUCAUGAAAACGUCAUUCUUUCUUGGAACUGGACAUCAGAUAUGCCUCUGGAGUGCACAUCACACUAUGUGAAGAUUCGCUGUUACAUUAAUGCUACACAGUUUGUUGGCCCCAAGGAUUGGAGUGACUGGAGCCCAGCAAAAGUGAUUCCUGGAAGAGAUACUGAACCCGGUGGGAGUGGAGUGUUUCCUCUGGACCCUGUGGUGGCAGUAGGUUCAGAUUUGACCUUUUGUUGUGUCCAUGAAGAAGAUCAGCGCAUAACAAAUAUGACUUAUGGAUCAAAAUCCUACGCAAUGAUGCAACUGAGCAGUCGAAGCCAUGCCAUCAGAGUGCUAAAUGCCAGUGUUUCAAAUAGCAGCGGGACAAAUGUAGUGUGCAGACUCGAAAAUGGGUUGGAAGGAAGUGUCGUGUUUGUAGGAUAUGCUCCUGAUAUUCCCCAAAACCUCAGCUGUGAAACAUCCAAUUUUCUGAUAAUAAAAUGCACCUGGAAACCAGGCAGGCCCAGUGGACUAUAUGGAGAACGAAGAACAAAGUACAGUUUAUUUGAAAGAACAUCUGGUAAAAAUGUUUCGUGCGACGUCAGUGAAGUGAACAAAGACCAUGUCUGUGACUUUCCAGUGCUGCCUGCUCAAAAGACGUAUGAUUUCAUAUUAGGUGUCUCCAACCCUAUUGGGCAAGCAAAGUCAUCUCUUUUGCUUGAUAUAACUCAGAGAGUUCAUCCAAAAACUGCAGAAAAGUUAACUGUUACUGGGAACAACUCUACAAGCAUCCAACUACGUUGGUUUAUAAAUGGCAGCUUUGCUGAGAUCAGGCUUCUGUGUCAAAUUGAAAUUAGCAGUAGUGACUCUGAGAGAAAACUGCACAAUGUCUCCAUGCCUGGUCGGAAAUCUUCAACUUACACAGCUCAGUUGAAUGAAUUGCACCCUGACACCAAAUACCAGUUCAGGGUGCGCUGCUCAGCUGCUGACCAUUUCUGGAGGUGGAGUGACUGGAGCAGGGGAGUGGAGCAGACAACAUCAGAAGCCUCUCCUGCAAGAGGACCAGACAUCUGGAGAGAAAGAAGUCCUUCUGGUGAAAGCCUAAUAGUCUUCUGGAAGCCCUUAUCCAUUUCUGAAAGCAAUGGAAAAAUAGUGUCUCAUGAAGUGUCCUGCUACCUGCUAGAUACACUACUGGAACGUAAAGUAGUCUUUGAACCCUCAAACAGUACUGAGAUAAAACUUGGAAAAAGUGAUUGUGUAAUUAGUGUUGUAGCCAGAAACCAUGCGGGCUCAUCUCCCCCUUCAAGGAUAACAAGCGUGGAACUUCCAAGUGACAAUGUCACAACAGAUCAGGCCGUGGCAAUGGGGAAUGGAAUUAAUAUUUCCUGGGAUUUUUACCCCAACAUGACAUGUGGCUACAUAGUAAAAUGGUGUCAUUCAUCUGGGUCUGAACUCUGUAGUGUGGACUGGCAGAAAUUUCCUUCAAAUACAACAAAUGUAGUGAUAAAAUCUGCUCUGUUCAAACCUGGUGUGAGAUACAACUUUUCUUUGUAUGGCUGCAAAUCCAUGGGAUAUCAGUUGUUGAAAAACAUAACUGGGUAUAUGAAAGAGCUACCUCCAAAAACUGCACCAAAUUUUAUUGUUGAAGAAACUUCUUCAGAUUCUAUAUUGGUAAAAUGGGAAGACAUUCCUAUUGAAGAAUGCCGAGGGUUUUUAAAAGGAUAUCUUCUUUCCUUUGCAAAAGGUGAAAAAGAUACUUUAAAGCCUAGACUUUCAGAAUCAGGGAAUCCAGAACUUAAAGUUAAUAAUAUCACUGAUUUAACAAAGAAGUCUAUGAAAAUACUUGAUCUUCAAGGCAAAACAAGUUACCAGCUGGAACUACAAGCCUACACUGCUGGUGGGUUGAGCCCUCCAAACAGCCUCUAUGUGGUGACAAAGGAGGACUCUGUAGGAUUAAUCAUUGCAAUUCUCAUCCCUGUGGCAGUGGUGGUGCUGCUUGGAGUGUUGGCCAGCAUCUUCUGCUACCGAAAGAGGGAAUGGAUUAAAGAAACAUUUUAUCCAGAAAUCCCAAAUCCUGAGAACAGUAAGGCACUGCAGUUCCAGAGGAACAUCUGUGAGGGGAGUAAGACACUUAAAACACUGGAAAUGAACCCGUGCACCCCCAACAGUGUUGAAGUGGUGGAAACACAGUCUACAGCUCCAAAGAUUGAAGAUACUGAGAUGAUGUCCCCAGCAGCAGAGACCACUGUGCCUGAAGAUGGCUCUGAAUCAGAAAUGGAGAACCACAUUGUUGUGUCCUACUGCCCCCCUAUCAUUGAAGAGGAGAUCUCAAAUCCCCCUAUGGAUGAGCCUGGGGGGUCAUCUCAGGUGGUUUACAUUGACAUCCAGUCAAUGUAUCAGCCUCAAAUUAAACCAGAGGAGGAGCCAGAAAUAGACUUAGUGACUACAGCAGGCUAUAAGCCACAAAUGCAACUGUCAAUCAGUGCUCUAAAAAUAGAGGGUCAUUCACCUGUGGAGGAAGAAUUGGAUAAAACUGCAGGUUACAGACCUCAGGCAAACACAAACGCCUGGAACUUGGGCACUCCAGACUCCCCUGGAUCGAUUGAAAGCAACAAUGAAAAUGCAUCUUUUGGGAGCCCAUGUUCAAUUAAUUCCCGACAGUUUCUGCUUCCCCCAAAAGAUGAUGAAGACUCUCCUAAACCCAUUAACACAGGGUGGUCCUUCACACACUUUUUUCAGAACAAACCAAAUGAUUAA